UACGCACGUGACGGGUGUGAGCAUCGCUGCAGUGCAGGGCUUAGAGAGUUGACACUAGUCAAUACACUGCUCACAGCGGGUAUCAUAGGACCCGGUUUAAUUUCCUCAGAAUCUCACCCGUAGCUAGUGUGUCUCUAUACAUAACAGUUGUGCUGUGACAAGUGUUGGGUUUUUCUUGGUCUGUGAUUUCAUAAAUUCCAGAGAAACAUUAAUUCAUUGUAUAUUAUUUGAUUCCAAGACUUCCUGAUUUAAGGUGGCCAAGCGGGCCGCAUGCAAAGUGGUCGGGGGCCGUUUUGUCUAUCAUGCCUGGUCUCAGACUAAAUGUACGCCAUCAUAAGCUGCUCUGAAAUCCUCAUGACGUUGAAGAAUACCUGGCAUAUUCUCUACUGAAGCGGUUGGCCCCCAGGCACUGCAAUCCGGGGAGGUCGGUCAAUCUCUACUGAUGACAGGACUUGUCCCGAAAUUGCAUUGACCGUCCAUUGUUUGCCAUUCACGUCUCGACUGGUCAUCUCUGACAUGAGAUUGUCUACCCGCUAUGGACAUCGUCAGUUAUCUUGUUGCUUUCUUUGUCGGGGGACUCCUUAGCACUUUCGAAAUGGUUGAGGCCAUCGACUGCUACAAAUGUACAUCCAUUGAUGGGGCAACAGAGGAGUGUGAGGACAAGUUUGACAUUGGGAUGAGCACCGUGCACUUUAUACAGCGGAGUUGUCAGUACGGCUACUUCAAGGGCACACACUGCAUCAAGUUCAAAGGUGAAAGGGAAGAUGGCACAAAGAUUACAGUUCGGGACUGCAGUAACUCAGACUGGGGCAGCCACUGCGGAGGCAUCCGUUACCAGUAUGACGGGGCUACAGAGCAGAUGAUCUAUGGAUGCCUGGAGGCGUGCGCCCACGACGGAUGCAACACCGCCAGGCAACGUGCGCCACUCCUGCCUCUGGUGCUCAUGUUGGCAUUAUUCACUCAUUGAC
Messenger RNA from Biomphalaria glabrata, 968 nucleotides. RefSeq lists its product as uncharacterized. The record is from RefSeq and is a predicted model, not a curated record. Lineage: Eukaryota; Metazoa; Mollusca; Gastropoda; Planorbidae. The coding region runs from base 536 to 967 and encodes 143 amino acids. Gene Ontology annotation, biological process: sleep; positive regulation of voltage-gated potassium channel activity; regulation of synaptic transmission, cholinergic. The transcript has 5 exons.